AUGUCUGCAUCACUUUUCCAACUGGGCACUUGCUUCACGACCACUGACCAUCUAACGUCUGAGGCGUCCGUCAGCAAAACCAUCUCUGCAUCCGGGUUUGGGAACGCGAGGGUGGCUUCAUCAGCCAGAGUCUGCUUCAUCGCGUCGUACGCCGCGCAUUCCUGCUCGUGUGUUCUGCAGAGGACGUGCGAAUCGCGCAUAGUCUACGAUACUGUCUCUCAUCCAGCCUGGAUGCGCUAUGAGUCAUGCUUCACACCUUCACCGUUCAUCACUUUCCCACACCACUUCACCUCACGUUUAUAUACGCAGGACUUCGAAACACUCAACUUGAAGCCGAACUUGGCCGUCAACUCAAGCAUUUCCUGCAACUUGUCCAGGUAUGUGUCAAUGUCGGCGGCGUACAACAGUAAGUCGUCUAUCCAGACUAACAAAUGCUUGUACAGCGGUGCUGCAAAGCACCGCUCAAUGGUCGACUGGAAAUACAACGCAGCGUCGACACUGCCUUGA
This is a messenger RNA of Phytophthora sojae, 507 nucleotides long. RefSeq lists its product as hypothetical. Bases 1 to 507 code for a protein of 168 amino acids. Lineage: Eukaryota; Oomycota; Peronosporomycetes; Peronosporales; Peronosporaceae. The transcript has 3 exons. The record is from RefSeq and is a predicted model, not a curated record.